This is a messenger RNA of Kogia breviceps (pygmy sperm whale), 5076 nucleotides long. The record is from RefSeq and is a predicted model, not a curated record. Lineage: Eukaryota; Metazoa; Chordata; Mammalia; Artiodactyla; Physeteridae.
CUGAACCCCUCUCCCGUUAGUGGGGGCGGAGGGGUGAUGCUGCGGGAAAGGCGGGGCCGCGCACCGCGGGUGGAGAGUGCAGCCGGGGGUGGGGUAUGGGGAGGGAAGGAGGCUGUCCCACCCCCUCCGCUCCCGGCGCACCGCAGUGCCUGGCGUGCCUGCGCACGCUCAGUCGGGGCGGUGGGCGGGCGGGGCGGCGCUGACGUCAUCCACUGACCCCCUUCACCCCCCGGCCGAGGGGCGGUGGCCGCGCAGGCUCCGCGGAACGGACUCACGGACAGACAGGGGACGGAGGGACGGGCGUACGGCCAGGCCAUGCCGGGGGAAGCUGCCCGCGCCGAGCUGCUGCUGCCGGAGGCGGGCGGAACAGGACCCCGCACAGAUCUGUCCUGUGAUGCGUCUGCGGCUACCACCCCGAGGGGGGACCAGCUGGAGCACUGUGUCCUGACCCCUGAGCCCAGUGCCCUGGCUCUCACGUUCCUGCCCAGCAAGCCGGGUGCCCGGCCCCCGCCUGACGGAGCCAGCUGGGAUGCAGGGCCGAGACACACCCCCUCAGCCUGGGCAGUCCAGGCAGAGGACGGCCCCAGCCCAGGGCCCCCCGAGGUUCGGCCUGCUGAAGGUCCUCUCCCAGCCUCCGUGGAGCCCCGGAUCGUGAUGGGCGAGGAGACGUGCCGGGCAUCCCCACUGCCCAGGGCAACCCUGCCAGGGCUCAGGGACUGGGAGGGUGGGCACGCCAGCCUGAACCCACCCCCGGAGUUGUAUUUUCAGGGUGACCCUCCUGUGCCUUUCCCUGCCCCAGAUUCUGAUUCCUACUUUACCCCUCCCUCCACCCCGACCGAGACAGCCUCCACCCUGCUCCCUGGCCCAGGGCCCCACAGGGCUGCCCAGGCUGAGCUGGGGAACUCGCCGCCAGCCUCGCCCUCAGGCUCCUACGUCACGGCGGACGGGGACAGCUGGGCCUCAUCCCCAUCCUGCUCCGUGAGCCUGCAGGCCGCGGCUGAAGGGCUGGACGUGCCCUCAGGCUGGGGCUUCUCCCCACCUGGGUCUGUGGCCGAUGAGAGGGAGCUGCCCCCUGCCGGGACCACGGACACCUCGUCUGCAGAGUCCAGCCUCUCGGCGGACAGCAGCUGCUCCUGGGGCCAGGAGGGCCGCUUCUUCGAGCUGGACUUCCUGGCCAGUGACCCAAUGAUUCCUGCUUCCCUGCUGCCCUUCCAGGGCAGCCUGAUCUUCCAGGUGGAGGCUGUAGAGGUGACAGCGCUGCCCCCCGAGGAAGAGGAGGCGGCGCAGGAAGAGGAGGACGAGGAGGAGGACGAACGGGAGGCGCCCAUGCCCGGAGGGGACCCGGCCGGGGGCGGCGAGGACGACAGCACAUUCGCCUCCUCCCUGCAGUCGCUGUCCGACCUAUCCAUCACGGGGGGCGUGGACGAGGCCUUUGCCUUCCGAGAUGACACCUCGGCCGCCUCCUCGGACCCCGACUCGGCCUCCUACGCGGGGGGUGAUGAUGAUAGACUGUACAGUGGGGAACCCCACGCACAGCCCACCACCCUGCUCCAGGACAGCCCUGGUGAGGCCGCCUCCUGGGGCCCAGAGCCCACUCUUGGGGUGUCCAAGGGAGAGGCUGGCCGGGCUGCCGAGAGCCAGGAACCCAUCUCCGAUAUAACCGGGGUGGGCCCUGCUCCAGGCCAGGUGUCUGCUGCUGCUAUGGUCCCUCACGUCCCACAGAAAGCCCCAGGCCUCACUGGGGUGACCCCUCAGGCCUGGGCAGCAGAGGCAGGCUCCACCGUGGGACCAGCACCUGUUGCCUCAAUCACACCUCAGUCCCUGCAGGAGGGAGACGGUGCUGCCUUAGGCUUAGAGCCCCAGACCUUAAAGGGAGAGGUGGGCCUCGACUCUCUGCAGAACAUGAAGGAAGAAACAGGCCAGGGGUUUGCCGCUGCAGGCAGCCCUGAGCCUCAGCCAGAAGUGGAACCAGCAGCAUCCCCACCCCUGCAGGAUGCAGGCCUCCCCACUGGCCAGGGAUCUGAGCCCCAGCCGGAAGAAGCCGGCCCUGAGCCCCAGCCCGAAGAAGUUGACCUGACCGCAUCUUUGCCCCUGCAGGAUGCAGGCCUCCCCUCAGUCCAGGGAUCUGCCCCCCAGGACAGCCCAGAGCCCCAGCCCGAAGAAGUGGACCUGACGGCAUCCUUGCCCCUGCAGGGUGCAGGCCUCCCCUCUGGCCAGGGAUCUGUCCCCAAGGCCGGCCCUGAGCCCCAGCCCGAAGAAGUUGACCUGACUGCAUCUUUGCCCCUGCAGGAUGCAGGCCUCCCCUCUGGCAAGGGAUCUGCCCCCCAGGACAGCCCUGAGCCCCAGCCCGAAGAAGUGGACCUGACCGCAUCUUUGCCCCUGCAGGAUGCAGGCCUUCCCUCAGUCCAGGAAUCUGCCUCCGAGGCCAGCCCUGAGCCCCAGCCGGAAGAAGUGGACCUGACAGCAUCCUUGCCCCUGCAGGAUGCAGGCCUUUCCUCAGUCCAGGGAUCUUCCUCCGAGGCCAGCCCUGAGCCCCAGCCAGAAGAAGUGGACCUGACGGUAUCCUUGCCCCUGCAGGAUGCAGGCCUUCCCUCGGUCCAGGGAUCUGCCUCCAAGGCCAGCCCUGAGCCCCAGCCGGAAGAAGUGGACCUGACGGCAGUCCAGGGAUCUGCCUCCGAGACCAGCCCUGAGCCCCAGCCGGAAGAAGUGGACCUGAUGGCAUCUUUGCCCCUGCAGGAUGCAGGCCUCCCCUCUGGCAAGGGAUCUGUCCCCAAGGCCGGCCCUGAGCCCCAGCACGAAGAAGUUGACCUGACCGCAUCUUUGCCCCUGCAGGAUGCAGGCCUUCCCUUGGUCCAGGGAUCUGCCUCUGAGACCAGCCCUGAGCCCCAGCCGGAAGAAGUGGACCUGACGGUAUCCUUGCCCCUGCAGGAUGCGGGCCUCCCCUCUGGCCAAGGAUCUGCCUCUGAAGCCAGCCCUGAGCCCCAGUUGGAAGAAGUGGACCUGACAGCAUCUCUGACCCUGCAGGAUGCAGUCCUCCCCUCGGUCCAGGGAUCUGCCUCCAAACCCAGCCCUGAGCCCCAACCAGAAGUGGGCCUGACAGCACCCCUGCCCCUGCAGGAUGCAAGCCUCCCCUCUAGCCAAGGAUCUGCCACCAAGGCCAGCCCUCAGGCCUUGCAGGCUGACACAGGCUACACCCUAGGGACCAUGGCCACCACAGCCCAACAGAAAGGAGGCAAGACUUUGGAACUGAGGCCAGCACCUGAGAAAAGGGACCCAGACCACACUGGAGGAUCAGACUCUCUGGCCUCGGAUCAGAUCCAUCUGGGUGGCCUGGAGCCAGCUACAGAUGCUCGGAUACUCUUGGACGGAGAUGCAGGCCCUUCCAAGCCUGCCACAGAGGCUCCAGACACACCUGAGCCUGCCACGGAGGCCCCAGGUCCCCCAGAGCCUGACUCCAGUGGGGAGGAAGUAGCCAAGGGCCUUUUCGCACCUGAGCAGAGAGCCUGUCCUGAUGCCCGUGUGCAUGGGGGUGAUGGAGCUGAGCCCAGCUCGCCCCUAAAGGAGGCCCCGGGGGCUGAGAACCAGGGGCGCGGAGUUCUAAAGGUAGUCGUCUGCAGCCCAGAGGCAUGUCCUGCUGCCAGCCUGAAGGUUGGCCAGGUGGGGCCCCCAAGCCCAGUGGAGGAGGGAAGGACCACCCUGGGGCCCAGGCUUCCCAUGGCUGUGGCCUCAGAGGCUAGGCUGGGCUCCUGCCCAGAGUCUCCAUCAAGGGCUGUACCCAGGCUGGGAGGGAGCUGUCCCAAAGAUCCUGCCCCGGCAUUUCCACUGCCCUCAAGGCAGCCAGAGCCCGUGCGGGGCCCGCACAAUGGAGAGCAGGCCCAGGCAGCCCUGGGAGUCCUCGGCUUCUCCCUGCCGCAGCCUCCACAAAGCCCCAUAGGGGGCCUGCCCAGUGCACCCCAAGACAGCAUCCAGGGCGCUGAGUCCUCUGCUCCUGGUGCCCUCAUGAAGACAGUCCUGCCCCCCGUGGCACCCCCUGCCCCCUGCCCUUGCCAGGUCCCCGGGGAAGACUUGGGGGAGGGCGUGGAGCCCCUGGGCUCUCUGGGACUCCCACCACCACGGGCAAGAGCCCAGCGGGCGGUGGCUGCCUUCUCAGGGACCAAGAAUCCCCUCGGGGCCGGGCAGGUCAGCCUCCCACCCCACUCCCCCCUCCUCAGCCCCAAGGCGGCCCCCAAGGGGGCUACCCAUGCCAAAGACCUGGCCUCGAGGAUCUCGCCCCCCUGCCAAGUGCCUCCUGGCUCUGGGCUCCGGAGCCCAGCCGGACCUCGAGGGCUCCCAGCCGUCAAGCAGCACGAUGACCAGGACAGUUUGGAAGAAGACUCACCCCAGGCCCCAGGCUCCGGCCAGCACUCAGACAGCCACGGGGAGUCGUCGGCCGAGCUGGAGGAGCAGGACCUCUCGGGACCGCAGACCGCGCAGUGCCCAGCCCAGGCCCUAGCAGGUGGCGGGAGCGAGGAGACCGUCACCAAAGUCAAGCAGAGCCGCAGUGAGAAGAAGGCCCGAAAGGCAAUGUCCAAGCUGGGCUUACGACAGAUCCAGGGGGUCACCAGGAUCACCAUCCAGAAGUCCAAGAACAUCCUCUUUGUCAUCGCCAAGCCUGACGUCUUUAAGAGCCCGGCCUCGGACACCUAUGUGGUCUUCGGCGAGGCCAAGAUCGAGGACCUGUCCCAGCAGGUGCACAGAGCUGCGGCUGAGAAGUUCAAGGUACCCUCGGAGCCCUCCGCCCUGGUCCCCGAGUCAGCGCCUGGGCCGAGGGUGAGACCAGAGUGCAAGGAGGAGGAAGAGGAGGAGGACGACGAGGAGGUGGACGAGACGGGGCUGGAGCUUCGGGACAUUGAGCUGGUGAUGGCGCAGGCCAACGUGUCAAGGGCCAAGGCUGUGCGGGCCCUGAGGGACAACCAGAGCGAUAUCGUCAACGCCAUCAUGGUGAGUGGCCGGCCCCUUCGCAGGCGCCUUGCUGCCGUGUCCGCUGUGGCCUCACACAACGUGGCCCUCUCUUUGUGCGCUUCCUGCAGGAGCUGA